UGGCCCGGGGCUUAGGGUGCGUGGGGGCCAACCGCCCCUCUCCCUCUUGGACGAGCGCCCUCGGCCGCGUGGGUUCCAGCCGCAAGCCGAGGUCGCGCCGCGGGCUAGUGAUGGAGCCGGAGUCCAAGCCGAGAACCGAACCCGCCGAUGUUUCAGAGCCUCGUUAAAAAUGUGUGGGUCCCCAUGAAGCCCUACUACACGCAGGCUUACCAGGAGAUCUGGGUGGGCAUGGGGCUGAUGAGCUUCAUCAUCUACAAGAUCAGGAGUGCGGAUAAAAAAGCUAAAGCUCUGAAAGGUUCGAGUCCCGCGCCUGCUCAUGGUCAUCACUAGCAGCUGAGCUGAGCCGAGUGCGCAGCGGGGGAGCGUCGGCCCGGCGUACACCUCGGCUGUUAGAUGGGGACGCCAUGCUGUGUCUAGAAGUGCCGUGUCCUUGCUGGCAUGAAUAAACAUACCUGGAGACACCA
Molecule: messenger RNA, 464 nt
Organism: Eptesicus fuscus (big brown bat)
Lineage: Eukaryota; Metazoa; Chordata; Mammalia; Chiroptera; Vespertilionidae
Gene: ATP5MJ
Product: ATP synthase membrane subunit j
Exons: 4
Coding region: 148-330 (60 amino acids)
Cellular component (GO): mitochondrion
Source: RefSeq, a predicted model, not a curated record